Messenger RNA from Camellia sinensis, 2083 nucleotides. NCBI's taxonomy places the organism in Eukaryota, Viridiplantae, Streptophyta, Magnoliopsida, Ericales, Theaceae. The record is from RefSeq and is a predicted model, not a curated record.
AAGCCACUCCCCCCAUAUCACGACCAAUCUCUGCCACACGCCUCUCCCCUUUUUAUGUCUCAGAUUUCAGACAAUCUCUCUCUCUUUCUCUCAUCAGAAACCCUAGAAAUGCUCACUCUAUCUUGAGAUUCAAACGCUAAAAUCACUCACAGAUCUUCACACCAAUCACUCCCAAACCCAAGAAUGGCUUCAAUCAAAUCCGCUGCAUUGCGAUACAGCUCUUUCGAUUCUCGAUCUUCGAUUCAGUCUCACCAGUCCGAUCCAUCGUCCUCCACCGAGCUCAACAAACCCAAGCAAUCCUCCCUCAAACGCCUCAUCGCCGGAUCCACCGCCCGCCGGAGCCAAUCUCCGGCCGCGGCAGCAGAGCACAACUCUUCGCGUGCCAUCGUCAAGGCCAAAUCGUCGGACGUAGCUCAGGUGAGAGUGAAGAACGAUGAGAAUUUUAGUGCAAUGGUGAAGAAAUUGAUAGAGAAGAGGGCGGCGAAGCCGAAGAAGGCGGCGAAUUUGGUCAUUCCGGCGGAUUUUAUAGCGGAGGAUUUGAAGAAGACUGCAAAGAAUGGGUCGAAUUUCUCCGGUUUGCAUCGGAAGCUGUUUGGAAAGGGGUUGGGGUCGGGGUCGGUGGGGAGUGAGAAGAAGGCUUUGACGGAGGUGAAAUCGAAUACGAGGACUCUGGCUAUGGUGCUUAGGAGUGAGAGGGAGCUUUUGAGUCAGAAUAAGGAGCAGGAAGGAGAGAUCACUGAGCUCAAGAUGAUGCUAGAGGGGAAAAACAGAGAGGUAAUAUAUACUCAUGUUAUGGAUAUAUAUGAUAUGUAUAUGCAUGUGUUUGAGUAUAUGGAUAUAUCAUAGUUUUUGAUUUAAUUGUUGAAAUUUGAAGAUUGAAAAUGCAUUACUGGGAUUGCAAGAAAUAUCAAAGCUUUUAAUGAAUUUGAAUGUACCCCUGUUUCUCAGGAAAAAAAUAUGUUUCUCAAAAAAUGGAACUUCAAGUUUUGAAUUUGACGUGCUGAUAAAACAUUGGUUGUUUUAUUUUUAUUUGUUUUAAUGUAUUUGAUGGUGUCUAAAUUUGUGAUAUUGUGAGAAGACAGAGAUUGUAGAUUUGACAUUUUUGUGUAACGGGAUAUAAUAGCAAUAAAAUUUUGAUUUGGUUCCUAUUUACUUGAUAUAAUAGCAAAAAUUAAAAUAUCUUCCAUCGCAAAGGUCUCCAUCUCGAAGCCUUCUUUCACUACCUCUUCAGCGACUCUAAUCCUCCUCUCUCUCCUUCUCCUAAGGUAAUUCAAACAAAAUCAUUCUUAAUCUUUCUCGCUUUCGUAACCGCUCGAGCCAGAUCCAUUUCAAAGAAAUAGUAUAUAGUGUUUGAGUUGAGAAUACAUUGUUCAAAUUUGAUUUGAAAAUUUUGAGAAUGCUGAAAAUGUAUUUAAGCUUUACUUGUUUACUGUUCAAGUCGAUUUAGUAAUGGAUUGUUGAAAUUUGAUUUGAAAAACUUGAAGAUAUUUAAAUUGUAUUUAAGCUUGAGUUGGUCACUGAUUAAGUCAGAUCUCAAAUGAAAAAAUAUGAAUGUAACAUUCAAAAACUAAUGGUAAAUUAAUGAUAAAUUAUAUAAAUAUUAAUAAUUAUAAUUUUUUCAUUCGUAUUAUCCAAACUCUAAGCUGUGUGUGGGCCACCACCAUAUUUACAGUGUCCCAACUCUUUGGUAAGCUGAGACAAGUUAUUAAUAGGCAAAGUUAGGGAAGUGCUAAACAUGGAAUUAGAUACAGAUAUAGGAUUAUUUUAUAGAUAUAGGAUUUUGGAAUUAGAGAUAAUUUACGGUGUCCAUCUGUAAAGCUAUCCUAAUCUUUCAAAAGAUACCAUGGGAUAUAUCAUCAUACAUAUAUCUAUUGACUAUAUAUGUUUUUCUUUUUUUGAUGUAUAUAGAUAUAGGAUUUUGGAGGGGAUUUGAGAAAAAAUUAGAGAUGAUUGGGGUUCAGAAGGAGUCUUAAAGGAUGAAGAGGCUCUGUGUUUAGAUGCAACACAUUAUGGAAAUGUUGCAAGGUUUAUUAAUCAUAGGUAAGUUCAACAAAACACAGAAGCGCAUAUGCCCUUGUGGCUU